AUGAGCCUGGCGCGUGCUGCGGCCCUCCCAUUGCGGAGGGCGACCAUCUCGAAAUCAUAUCCUGCGCAUGCGGUGCGUUCGGCCUCAAGGACGUUCUCGGUAUCGAUACGACGAGAUGCUACAUGGGGGUUUAUUGGCUUGGGGCAAAUGGGUUAUGCCAUGGCAAAGAACCUACGCGCGAAGAUCCCUGCAACGGAUACCCUUGUGAUACGGGAUGUCAACGAGGAUGCCACCAAGAGAUUUGUCCAAGAAACGCGGGAGACUGCCCGGAGCAGCGGCGCUGGGGAUGAUACCUUCAAAGUGGUGGUGGCCCAAAACGCGAGGGAGGUCGCGGAGCAAUCAACAGUGAUGAUAACCAGUCUACCGGAGCCGGAACACGUGAAGAAUGUCUUUUAUUGCGUUCUCCGAAAUGGCGAGCUUCCCGCCCUGGAUCAAGAACGGCUGUUCAUCGAUACGUCCACAAUAGACCCGGCCUCGUCCAAGGAACUGGCUAAUGCCAUUCAUACGACGCGUACAGGACGGUUUGUCGAUGCCCCUAUGUCUGGCGGAGUAGUGGGAGCCCGCGCAGGCGCACUCUCAUUCAUGUUCGGCGCCUCGUCGCAAUCAGGAGAGCUGGUAGAGCGAGUGAAGUCGAUCCUGCUUCUCAUGGGAAAGAAAGCGUGGCAUAUGGGACCGCCGGGAACCGGUGUCUCUGCGAAGCUUGCCAAUAAUUACAUCCUGGCCAUCAACAACAUUGCCACUGCCGAAGCAAUGAAUCUCGGUAUGCGCUGGGGUCUCGAACCCAAAGCCCUUGCAGAUUUGGUCAACACUUCCACCGGUCGUUGCUGGCCCAUGGAGGUGAACAACCCAGUUCCGGGCGUCGUGGAAACUGCCCCGGCUUCGCGCGAUUAUGAGGGUGGGUUCGGCAUCAGCUUGAUGAACAAAGAUCUUCGAUUAGCUCUUGCCGCUGCCAAAGAGUCCGGCUCUCCGCUCGCACUUGGAGACAAGGCUCGUAGUGUGUACACUGCUGUGGAAGAGGAGCACCGAGGCAAGGAUUUCUCUGUGGUAUACAAGUGGUUGCAAGGCCAGUCUGAGAAAUAA
Molecule: messenger RNA, 1080 nt
Organism: Aspergillus melleus
Lineage: Eukaryota; Fungi; Ascomycota; Eurotiomycetes; Eurotiales; Aspergillaceae
Exons: 3
Coding region: 1-1080 (359 amino acids)
Biological process (GO): L-valine catabolic process
Cellular component (GO): mitochondrion
Molecular function (GO): NADP binding; NAD binding; 3-hydroxyisobutyrate dehydrogenase activity
Source: RefSeq, a predicted model, not a curated record